Molecule: messenger RNA, 1529 nt
Organism: Fragaria vesca subsp. vesca
Lineage: Eukaryota; Viridiplantae; Streptophyta; Magnoliopsida; Rosales; Rosaceae
Product: putative FBD-associated F-box protein At5g56440-like
Exons: 4
Coding region: 89-1459 (456 amino acids)
Molecular function (GO): protein binding
Source: RefSeq, a predicted model, not a curated record
AAAGUCGGCGUCUCUCUUUGUGGACGACGAGAGCUCACUCUUCCCUGGUUUUUCAACCCAUCAACUUCAGAGCCCAGUCAGUGUGCAAAUGGGUUCCAAAUUACCAAAGCUUGAAGAGAGAUUAGGAGAAGAUAGGAUCAGCCAACUGCCAGAUGAUGUUCUUGCUCGCAUACUCUCUUUACUUGACAAUACAGUUUUAGCUGUGCAGACCACCAUUCUAUCUAAACGUUGGAAAGACUUAUGGAAAUCCAUUUCUUUUAUUCGGUUGGGUGAUGUUAGUAUUGAUGUCGUCGAUGAUCGUUUCAUGACACUUGUUGACAGUGUGGUUACCUAUCAUGGCUCAACAGACAUCCUAAAAUUUCAUCUAUCUUAUAAUAAUGAUGGCACACGAGAUGAUAUGUUAGCUGAUGACUACAUUUGUAUUCGUAGAUGGAUUUGCACUGUUGUUCAACACAAUGUCGCCGAGCUUCAUCUUAAUCUUUUCAAUUUAGAGGGUAAUGAACAAGAGUUCCCUUUUUUGAUUCCUGAAUGUCUUUUCAUGUGUACAACACUAGUUGCUUUGAAGGUGGACUCCAAUAGUAUUUGUUUCUCAAAUUGCCCUAUAGAAGGGUGUUUCCCAAGGCUCAAGGUCCUUUAUGUUGAUAUUGAUGAUUCUGAUCAGGUAUCAAGGAAAUCACUAGAAAACCUUUUUCCUUGUUUCCCUGUACUUGAAGAGCUGACUAUCCGUGGGGCUAUUUUUGAGUCGAAUAUCAAUAUCUCUGCUCCUGAACUGAAGACAUUAAGAAUGAAUUGCAGAUAUUGUGAUUCCGUCGUCUUUUUCAUUAAUGCCCCAAAGCUGGAAAACUUGGAUCUCAUGGAUGACUCUUUUCUUCCAAAUGAAUAUCACUUCAAGAAUGGAAGAUCUCUAAUCAAAGUUAAACUUACACUCCAGCAUGAUAAUUAUGCUUUUGAAGCUGAUGACCGUGCUGAUCACGCUACUGCUCUGUUUGCACAAAUUUCCAAUAUUGAAGAUCUGUCUCUUAGUCUUGAAGGUCUCUAUGUUUCCUACUUGCCUGAGUUUGUCAAACUGAGUCAAUUGGUGCUGGUUCUGCAUGGUUUCAAUUACUGGGAGUUUCUUAUUGAAUGUCUCAGGAGAUGUCCUAAUCUUAAACAUCUGAUCUUAGAACUUAAGGACAAUAAAUGGCGUGGCACAGACGACAAGCUAGAAUGGAAGUUUUCCAAUCCACAUCAGUGUCCUGCUUGUUUGGUGUCUCACCUCCAGACCAUCUCCAUAAAAGGCUUCAAGGGACAACAGGAUGAGAUGGACGUAGCCCAGUUUUUAUUAAAGAAUGGUGUAGUUUUGAAUACAAUGAGUAUCUACACUGUGAGUGAGGGUCUUCUGUCUACGAAGAAGUAUUUACGCACGGAACUUCUGAAACAUGUAGGGGGUUCAAAGUCUCGUGUUAUCUGGGCGGAUUGAAAUCAUCAUCAUAUGUAAGGGGUUCAAGGUCUUGUGUUAUGGUUCUGUUUCAAGUUAUUUAUUCCUUGUA